Rana temporaria (common frog) is the source of this 3483-nucleotide messenger RNA. RefSeq names its product EYA transcriptional coactivator and phosphatase 4 (gene EYA4). Lineage: Eukaryota; Metazoa; Chordata; Amphibia; Anura; Ranidae. Bases 534 to 2600 code for a protein of 688 amino acids. Gene Ontology annotation, biological process: multicellular organism development; positive regulation of DNA repair; negative regulation of extrinsic apoptotic signaling pathway in absence of ligand. Gene Ontology annotation, molecular function: protein tyrosine phosphatase activity. The transcript is spliced from 21 exons. Gene Ontology annotation, cellular component: nucleus. The record is from RefSeq and is a predicted model, not a curated record.
UCGGUGCUAGGACUGGGAGCCGAACACUGUCACAGGCUGCUGGUAAUGUGAGAGACUAAAGAGAGAGGCAGAAAAAAAGGGGGAAGGAUCGUGAGAGAAUUGCACACAACUCGGAGCCUGGUGUGGGAAGGGAAAAAGAAAGCCUUAGAGCUGAGCACAACGAAGAAGAAGUCUUCUAUUGAGCACAUGCCGCUGCGACUAUCACCAGCCGCUAUGGUCCGCACAGCACCAUGAACCACUGACAGCUGAGCGCUCCGUACACGUGCCGCUCUUUCCUCUCAGCCUCUCGCUGCUCCUCUCUGCCUCUCGCUGCUCCUCUCAGCCUCUCGCUGCUCCCCCUCCUCUCAGCCUGCCUGCUGGACAGAAGAACGCAUGCUGGAGCUGUGGCUCCACUCACAGCCUAUGUGAUCUGAGCACGGGACAGCCACUGUCAGUGAGCACCUGUCAAGGAUAAGGUAGCAGAAGGAAAUACACCACGGUUUACAAAAAUCCUGCGUGAAAACCAAAUAUUUGGAACGUUCUGAGACAAAUUCAUGGACGACCCUCAGGACCUGAAUGAGCAGUCAGACAAUUUCAUUGGUCUUUUGGUGAAUGCACCAACAAGAGAUAAAGCAUUACUAGAUCUACUGAUUACAAACAACACGGAUCUAAUCGCGGAUGUGAAAAUACGGGGCAACUUAGGAAACAGCGAUCACAAGGUAAAGAAACCGUGCCCAGAAUCAGAUGUUCCAGAGCCUCAGAAUUCCAGGUCCAUGGAAAUGCAGGACCUAGCAAGUCCGCAUAAUCGUGUAGGUAGUGGAGAUGCAUCUGGGGCAUCCAAACUGGACAAGCCAAAUAUUAGCAGUAGUUCUAUAACAACAAAUGGUACAGGAGGUGAGAAUAUGACUGUCCUAAAUACCGCAGAUUGGCUACUGAGUUGUAGUACACCGUCUUCUGCAACAAUGUCUCUUCUUGCAGUCAAAACAGAGCCAAUGAACAGCAAUGAAACCACCACAACAACUGGAGAUGGAUCGCUUGACACUUUUACUGGGUCAGUAAUAACAAGCAGUGGCUACAGUCCAAGAUCAGCACACCAGUACUCGCCUCAGCUCUACCCCUCUAAGCCUUAUCCUCACAUUCUGUCAACUCCAGCUGCUCAGACAAUGUCAGCCUAUGCUGGCCAAACCCAAUACUCUGGAAUGCAACAGCCUACCGUUUACACAGCAUACUCACAGACUGGACAGCCUUACAGUUUACCAACCUAUGAUCUGGGAGUAAUGCUUCCGGGAAUCAAAACAGAAAGUGGACUUCCACAAACUCAGUCUCCGCUUCAAAGUGGUUGCUUAAGCUACAGCCCUGGGUUUUCUACACCUCAGCCAGGCCAAACCCCAUACUCAUACCAGAUGCCAGGUUCUAGUUUUACCCCAUCGUCUAGUAUUUAUGCAAAUAACUCAGUCUCAAAUUCAACCAACUUUAGUAGUCCUCAACAGGAUUAUCCCUCUUACACAGCUUUUGGCCAAAACCAAUAUGCACAGUAUUACUCGGCAUCAACAUAUUCAGCCUACAUGACCCCAAAUAACACAGUGGAUGGCACCUCGUCAUCUUCAACAUAUCAGUUACAGGAUUCACUUUCAGGUCUAACUAAUCAACAGGGUACAGAUCUUCAUUCAGGGGAUUUUGACACAGUACAGAGUCCCUCAACACCUAUCAAAGACCUUGACGACAGGACGUGUAGAAGUGCUGGGUCAAAGUCACGAGGAAGAGGCAGAAAAAAUAAUCCUUCACCCCCUCCUGACAGCGAUUUGGAGAGAGUAUUCGUUUGGGACCUGGAUGAAACAAUCAUCAUUUUUCACUCAUUACUCACUGGAACAUUUGCACAGAAGUAUGGCAAGGAUUCACCAACAGCUGUGACUCUUGGACUGAGGAUGGAAGAAAUGAUUUUCAACCUCGCCGAUGCACACUUAUUUUUUAAUGAUUUGGAGGAAUGUGAUCAGGUCCAUGUAGAUGAUGUAUCUUCUGAUGACAACGGCCAAGACUUGAGUUCCUACAGUUUUGCCACUGAUGGUUUUCGGGCAGCAGCAAGCAGCACAACGUUGUGUUUACCGACUGGAGUCAGGGGCGGUGUGGACUGGAUGAGAAAGCUGGCAUUCCGCUACAGACGAGUAAAAGAACUGUACAAUACUUACAAGAACAAUGUAGGAGGACUUUUUGGCCCAGCUAAGAGAGAGGCCUGGCUUCAAUUGCGAGCAGAUCUUGAAGUCCUGACAGACUCCUGGCUCUCAAAUGCACUUAAAUCACUAUCACUCAUUAACACAAGGAGUAAUAGUGUGAAUGUUUUGGUGACGACAACGCAGCUUAUUCCAGCACUUUCAAAGGUUUUGCUAUAUAGUCUAGGAGGAGUAUUUCCAAUUGAGAAUAUAUAUAGUGCAACAAAAAUAGGGAAAGAAAGUUGCUUUGAACGUAUAAUACAGAGGUUUGGCAGAAAAGUAGUGUAUGUUGUAAUUGGGGAUGGUGUAGAAGAAGAACAGGCAGCAAAAAAGAAUAACAUGCCUUUUUGGAGAAUAUCAAGUCAUUCAGAUCUUCUGGCUCUACAUCAAGCACUGGAAUUAGAAUAUUUGUAACUAUUUGCAACGUGGACGGCCUUUUUUUUUUACAUGUAUAUAAAUAUAUAUUUUAAGUACACACUGAAUUUUUAUGUGUGAUUUAAUGCCUCAGGCUUUUUACACACAUGGACUGUCUUAACAAAAUAAAGGAAAUACAUUACAAUGACAAAGAAUUCAGACUGCUAGAGGAGAGACAAUGGAAACACUGAGUGCGGCACAGAGACUCUUUGAUCUUGGACCGUUGAUAGUCGAAAGCAUUGGCCAAAGCAAAGCCUUCAUUUCUAGCACCGUAAUGGAGCAUGUAGGUGCAGGACCCUGCCGAAGUGUGGCGCAUGCUUUUUCCAACCGAAGAGGUGGUGUUCAACAUUCCUCAUAAUGGGAUCUCAUUCUCAGCACUGAGGUGUGAAUCAGACAUAAACCUACCUAACCCGGAAAAUCUGAAUUUAGAAUGCACUCCAGCUAUAUGAUGACAAUCAUGUCUAGACCUGUAAUUUUGUGUAAAUUAUUGAAAAAAAAUAAUAAUAAUUUACUGUGAUUUUAUUAGCAGCUGAUUUUGAAAAUUGAUGUUACGUUUGUGUUUUUUUUUUUUUUUUGCAGAGGGAUGGUUGGGAAGUGGGUGAUGAGAUUUAAAAAAAAGAUUAUUGCGCUGUCUGUUUUAUAGGUUUGACAAUCCAAAUGUGCAUACUGAUUUGUUGUGCCUUAAAGACAAGACAGUGUUUGUGUGUUACAAUGUAAUUUUGGGUAAAAAAAAAAAAAAAGAAGAAAACUCACAGUUAUGUGAACUUUCAGUCAGAAUGAUUUAUUCGUUCAUGACCAAACUGACCUAUACAAAAGGAAAAAGUUACAUCAUCAGCAGCUUUUAUUUGUUGCAGGAAUAAAUAAAAAAAAAAAAUCAUGGCAA